Molecule: messenger RNA, 2697 nt
Organism: Toxorhynchites rutilus septentrionalis
Lineage: Eukaryota; Metazoa; Arthropoda; Insecta; Diptera; Culicidae
Exons: 2
Coding region: 1-2697 (898 amino acids)
Source: RefSeq, a predicted model, not a curated record
AUGCCAUCGUAUGUUGAAAUGAUAAACUUCUUGCAGAAUCAUGCUCGGGUGCUCCAAUCACUCGCACCGCAAAUUGAGCCACGUGAUACAUCCCGCCCUGUUGAAUCGAAGAAUAAAUCGAAACCAAUCACCUAUCAUGUAGUUGAGUCUAACCUCUUCGCCUCUCGCAAGUGUCAGCAUUGUAGUCAAGAUCACUUCCGCGGAAAUUGCGGACAAUUUCGCAAACUAACUCCACGUGGACGUUUAGAAUUUGCAAAGUCAAUUCGAUUGUGUCUAAACUGUCUAAAAACGGCAUCCCAUAGUUGCAAGGUGUGUCCGUCAUCAAAUUGUCGUGAAUGUAAUCGCAAGCACCACACACUUCUACAUUUGCCACCUCUCGAGCGACCACAUCCGUUGUCUCAGUCGUCGACUUACGUCAGUCAACAGCAUCAACAAUCAGCGUCGUCAUCUCAAGAACUAUCUCCAAACCACCUUGCCAUUCCUGAUCCUCGAACGUCAUCACUUUCUCCUCCGAUGAGAUCAUCGUUAACUGAUCCCAACUCGUUUCGAUCUGCGCACUUUGCAAACCCUGCGUCCAGUGACGAACUAACAAACAACCCACCUGAGACACUCGCAACUCAAUAUUGUACCAACAUGGAUAUUGUGUUCCUAUGGACAGCGCUGGUCAUCUUCGAAGAUAAAAAUGGAAAUCCAUUUCCCGCUCGUAUCCUGCUGGAUUGUGGCUCACAGUGCAGUUUUAUGAGCGAAUCGUUACGUCGUCAACUGAAACUCGAUACUACCAUCUCGCCGAUGAAUGUAGCUGGAAUUGGUUCCAGUAUCACUAAGGUUGAACAUUCUGUAGUUACUGUCAUCUCAUCACGAACCUGUGCUUCGUAUCGGAAGAAAAUGUCGUUCUUCGUUCUGCCGUCGAUCUCUAGUGUAAUGCCAUCUCGUGUCGUCGAUUGUUCUCAGUGGAAUCUUCCCACCCACGCAACACUAGCGGAUCCUACAUUUAACAUGCCAGGUCCUAUUGAUGCUAUCCUCGGCAAUGAAAUCUUCUCCGAAAUACUACGAUACGGUAGAAUAGUAGUCGGAAACGCAUACCCAACUUUACAAAAAACUGUAUUUGGAUGGGUUGUGUCGGGGAAAUGCGAAGAGAAUAUUGACUCCGUUCCUCAUCAUACAUAUCAUAUCAGUCGUCUCGAUAAUAUCGACAAUUUAGUGAAAAAAUUCUGGGAAAUUGAAUCUUGCUCAACGGAAAACGCUUGGUCGCCAUCAGAGCAGCAAUGUGAAACACAUUUCAAAAAUAAUUUCUCGCGUGACUCUAAAGGAAAAUAUGUUGUGAAACUUCCAAAAAGAAACGAUUUAUUACCACAACUGACUGAUAACAAAUUCAAUGCUCGGCGUCGCUUUCUAGCACUAGAGCGGAAAUUUGAUUCAAAUUCUGAAAUGAAACAACUAUAUCGUGAAUUUAUUCAUGAAUAUGUCAACCUUGGGCAUAUGAGGGAAAUUUCCCCCGAAGAAAUCGAUGAUUCACCUCAAUAUUUCUUGCCGCACCAUGCAAUAUUACGCCCGGAAAGCUCUACGACAAAAUUGCGGACGGUAUUCGAUGCGUCCUGCAAAUCUCAGUCAGGUGUUUCACUAAACGACGUUCUUCUUGCGGGACCUACUAUCCAGAAUACACUGAUUGCGCUUGUCAUGCGCUUUCGUAUGCACGCCUAUGUCAUAAGCGCGGACAUAGAAAAAAUGUACCGCCAAAUUUGGGUACACUACACAGAUCAGCCUCUGCAGAGGAUUUAUUGGCGGGAUGACAAAGAAUCUCCGUUGAAAAUGUUCCAGCUUCAAACAGUAACAUAUGGAACAAACAGUGCUCCGUUUCUCGCAACUCGGGUGCUACAGCAGCUCGCCGAAGAUGAAGCUGAAAACUAUCCUUUAGCUGCUCCUGUAGUUCGAACGAGUUUCUAUAUGGAUGACUUGUUAUUCGGCUGCAACAACAUUGAUACGCUGAAGAGUACAUGCACACAAAUCGUCGCUAUGCUGCAUUCGGCAGGGUUCACGCUACGCAAAUUUUCAUCUAACUCGCAAAAUGUUCUCGAAAUAUUCCCUGAGCAACUAAGGGAAACAAGAACCCUUCUCGAUCUCGACGCUGACCAAACAGUUAAAACGCUGGGUCUGUUGUGGGAACCUUAUACAGAUGUUCUCAGUUAUAAAAUAUCAACUUGGUCUCCAGUUAGUAGAUACACCAAAAGAAUUAUCGUGUCACCAAUGUCAAGUCUGUUCGACCCACCAAAGCAUCGACCACUGGCAAAGAUGAUUGUUCAAACAUUAUGGAAGCAAGAUUAUCCAUGGGACUAUUGUUUACCGCCUACUGUCCAGCAAAUGUGGCUAGAUUAUCAGCAGCAUAUUGCCUUCCUCAAGGAUCUCCGUAUUCCUCGUUUCAUCUCAUCGCUGAAUAGUUUCGACAACAUCGAGCUGCAUGGUUUCAGCGACGCCUCCGAAAGAGCAUAUGGAGCUUGUAUAUACAUGCGAUCCAUCGCUGAAAACGGUUCUUGUGUGGUUCAUUUGAUUGCGGCCAAAUCUCGUAUCGCUCCUCUUGAAAUAAGGCGAAAAACAAUUAGCACCUCAAACGAGCUGCCACCGAGAGUGGCCGCCGCCGUGGGUGAGUGGGCCGUACGAUUUACAACGCCCCGGUCGAUCGCAAUCAUCACAUCGGAUUAA